Messenger RNA from Cuscuta epithymum, 425 nucleotides. NCBI's taxonomy places the organism in Eukaryota, Viridiplantae, Streptophyta, Magnoliopsida, Solanales, Convolvulaceae. The record is from the annotation of a GenBank genome assembly.
CUGUGAAUGUUGUAUGUUCUGAUAAGACCUCUUUGUGGCAUAAUAGGCUAGGACAUAUGAGCAAUAAGGGUUUAGAUGUCAUGCGUAGGGCUGGUUAUUUUGGUAAGGACUCUGUGACUUCUGUGCCUUUCUGUGAAUCAUGUGUGUUAGGCAAGCAGCAUAGAGUCAGUUUCCCUCCUUCCUCUUACCCUAAUCUGUCUAAGUGUUCGUCUGUGCUUGAAUAUGUUCAUGCCGAUGUUUGGGGUCCUGCCAGUGUUCCUACCCACGGGGGUAGGAAAUAUUUCCUUUCUAUUAUUGAUGCCUUUUCUAGGAAGGUGUGAGUUUGCCUUUUAGAACACAAGUCUGAUGUGUUUGUGAGGUUUAGGGAGUGGAAAACCCUAGUUGAAAACCAAACUGGCAGGAAGGUUAAAACCCUUAGGACCGAU